CGAACCCAGCGCCCAGGGUCUGCGAAGGGCGGCGCGGCAACAUGGUGGCGCCCGGAGCUGGUGAGCCGCUGGAUGCGAAAAAUGAAAAGGCCCCAUUCGCUCAGCGCAUCGACCCGAUGCGGGACAAACUGACGCCAGCACAACUGCAUUUCAUGCGGCAGGUGCAGCUUGCCCAGUGGCAGAAGAUGAUGUCACAGCGGCGGACCCGAAACAUCGUGACCGGGCUUGGCAUCGGGGCGGUGGUGUUGGCUAUUUAUGGUUACACCUUCUACUCAGUAUCCCAGGAGCGUUUCCUAGAUGAACUGGAAGAUGAAGCCAAAGCUGCCCGCGCCCGAGCUCUUGAGAGAGCAUCAGGACCCUGAACUGGAUGAUCAUUGCAUAUCUUCAACCUGCUGGAUCCCUUUACAUGGUGGAUGGUGCCCCAGGACCCUGUAGAAAUUGAUAUUUUGCUCACAGCAUCAUUGGGCCCACUUACUAACUUUGGAGCAUGUUUUGUCCAAGAAGCCAGAGACUGUGCAUUGUUGGCCACUACCAACAGACAUUUCCCAUUUCCCAUGCACUGUACUACUAGAGUCCGCUCCUUUGUUUCUUGUUUGAAAGGUGUGCAACCUUAGCUCCGUAACUUUCUGCCUUUGUGAUUUACUCCAUUUUUCUCCCAGGGGCCCAACUGUAACGGGAGUGGGUGUGGCAAUUUUGGGGCAGUGGUUGGAGUAUAAAAUGGGAAAGACAGGGUCAAGUUAAGAAUAAUAAACUGAGUCAUAUCUCCUGAA
Molecule: messenger RNA, 770 nt
Organism: Perognathus longimembris pacificus (Pacific pocket mouse)
Lineage: Eukaryota; Metazoa; Chordata; Mammalia; Rodentia; Heteromyidae
Product: cytochrome c oxidase assembly factor 3 homolog, mitochondrial
Exons: 2
Coding region: 42-362 (106 amino acids)
Biological process (GO): mitochondrial respiratory chain complex IV assembly
Cellular component (GO): mitochondrial inner membrane
Source: RefSeq, a predicted model, not a curated record